AAUACCCAAUGCACGCCGGUAAGCAUUAUCAGUUAUUAAUUGUUUAAUAAUCGAACAACAACUAAGAAUUUCAAUCAUGAACGGAGCAAUUGUUGUUGUACUGUUUUCUAUUGUUGCUUUGGCGGCAUGUGAACCUCCCCGAUUCAGAUCGUUCUCCCGCCAACAACGUUUUCAACCCCAAAGGACUUCGGUUACUUUUGAAAGACAAGAAAUACAACCUGAAGAACCUAAACCAUCGUACGGACCUCCAGCUCCUUCAUAUGGCCCGCCUGAAUACGUACCCCCAGCACCUGAACAACCUACUACCACCGAAGUUUCAAUAACAACCGCGGAACCCCAAUCGGAACCUGUGCCUGUUAAUACAACCACCAACACCACGGCAAAACUGCAACAACCUCAAAACAAUUUCUUCAUAGUUCUCCCACCUCAACCCGAAAAAUACGUGUUGGUGAAUAACAAUGAACCAUUAGUAGCUGUUACAUCUGAGCAGUUAGUGAGAGUUCCAUCGGAACCAGUUUUUGCUGCGCCAGCAGGAAUUCCUUCGACCAACACCAGAAUUGUUCCUGCAAGGAUACUACAGGCUCCUACCGGUUCUUCUAGAACCGUAGCCGGAGGAGCCAUUCCUGGCUUUCCUUUCGCCUCCAGUGUGAGCAAUGUGGUGACACCGUUCUCACCUUUUGUUCAAGUUCAACAACAGGGUAACAAUAAAUAACAUGUCGGCGAUUCUAGCUUUGAUGCUUAAAGUUUGGGUUUUGAAUGAAGAACUUUAUCUUGCGAUGCAACAUAAUGUACUUUUGAUGAUCAUACAGUAAUAUGAAAUAAAACUAUUGCACAAAA
Messenger RNA from Agrilus planipennis (emerald ash borer), 837 nucleotides. Its product is annotated as pollen-specific leucine-rich repeat extensin-like protein 2. The record is from RefSeq and is a predicted model, not a curated record. The transcript has 3 exons. NCBI's taxonomy places the organism in Eukaryota, Metazoa, Arthropoda, Insecta, Coleoptera, Buprestidae. Bases 77 to 712 code for a protein of 211 amino acids.